UGGUAAUGUCUGACGUCAAUGCAACUUUGCCCAUUCCGGUUCCGUAAAAAAUGGUAACUGAAAGUGAUUCAGUCUUGUAGGAGAGCCCGCGGUGAGGUGUCGUAGUUGCUAGUCUCAGAGCCGAAGCGGACUGCCGCUGGAACGCGAUCGCGUCUAACCUGCCCACGUGCGUUUGGCGUUUAUGCGAUUGAUUUUUGCGGAAUGGGUGAACAGACGCACGCCGGCGGCGAAAAAGUGGUUUUGAAACGUAAAAUAACAUUGUUCAAUGGAGUGGGGAUUAUUAUCGGGACAAUUAUCGGUUCCGGCAUUUUCAUUUCUCCCGCGGGAGUUUUCAACAACACCGGAUCGGUAGCGGUGUCCCUACUAAUAUGGGUGCUCUGCGGAGUCCUAUCCACACUCGGAGCCCUCUGCUAUGCGGAGCUCGGCACCUCCAUAACCCGGUCCGGCGGGGACUACGCCUACAUCCAUGCAGCCUUCGGGCCGCUCCCCGCGUUCCUGCGGAUGUGGAUAGCGCUGCUGAUCAUCAGGCCCACGACGCAGGCGAUCGUGGCGCUGACCUUCGGCCACUAUGUCGUUAAGCCCUUCUUUCCGGAGUGCGAGCCGCCGCAGGACGCCGUCAAGUUGCUGGCCGCUGUCUGUCUCUGUAUCCUGACGGCCAUCAACUGCAUCAGCGUGAGGUGGACCAUGCGGAUCCAGGAUGUGUUCACCUCCUCCAAGCUAUUCGCACUCGUGGUCAUCAUCAUCUCGGGCCUUUACUACAUCUGCAUCGGGCACACGGAAAACUUUGAAAAUGCAUGGGAGGGCAAGUACACAGCUGGUACUGUGGCGCUGGCCUUUUACUCGGGUCUCUUCGCCUUCGGCGGCUGGAACUACCUCAAUUUCGUCACCGAAGAGCUACAGGAUCCGUACAAGAACCUGCCGCGGGCGAUAUGGAUUGCCAUGCCCAUGGUUACCAUCAUCUAUGCGUUGGCCAACGUCGCCUACUUUGCCGUCGUUAGCAAGGAUGAGAUGAAGUUUGCCGUAGCUGUGAAAUUCGGUGAACGUCUCUUUGGCGCUUGGAGCUGGGUGAUCCCCGUGUUCGUGGCUCUGUCGACGUUCGGCGGCGUCAAUGGCGUGCUGUUCACGUCCGCCAGGCUGUUCGCCACUGGCGCGCAGGAGGGACACAUGCCUGCCUUCUUCUCGCUCUUCCACAUAAAGCGCCAGACCCCCAUACCGUCGCUCUUAUUCACGUGCCUGUUUUCCCUGCUGAUGCUAUCGACGAGCAACGUGCUGGCGUUGAUCAACUACUUCUCCCAAACGCUGUGGCUGUCCGUGGGCGCGUCCGUGGUGGGCAUGCUGUGGCUGCGGCGCGCGCGCCCCGACAUCCCGCGCCCCAUCCGCGUGCACCUCGCCAUCCCGUUCACCUUCCUCAUCGCUAUCGGGUUCCUAGUCUUCGUCCCGGCCAUAUACCAACCCAAGGACACGGCCAUAGGAGUCGUUCUACUCCUCAGCGGAAUACCUGUUUAUUACCUCGGCGUCAAAUGGCAGUCGAAACCGGAAUGUUACCACUCUCUUUCCGGAUGCGUUUUAAGGCUUUUCCAAAAAUUAUGUUCCUGUAUUUACGUCGAGUCGAAUGAGAAAAUGUCACAAGGAUGAAUGGUACCGUUGAAUAAUACAAUAAUUUAAAGGACCAACGAUUUAUGUACCUUUAUGUACGCUUAUAUGUUAUAAAUAUUGUGGGUACUGUAAAAUGAAAAAUUUCUGCGAUUGUGCUUCCCAAUAGGCAAAGGCCCGUCCUUUUAGUAGGUAUGUUACGUACCUAAAUGAAAUGUGUUUUGUCGUAAACCAUAGUAACAGUAUUUUUUGGUAAACUAUUAAACGACAAUUCUGUGGCCAUAGUGAAAAAGGGUACAAGUCUCUGGCAGUUUAGGUGUAUAAGGGCAUAAGUGUUACGUGGAACUUACACCCCUUUACACCUGCGCUGCCAGAGACUUGUACCCUUUUUCACUAGGGCCACAGAAUUAUUCCUUUAAAUGACAAAUAGCACUAUAUUGGUACUGCUGUUCAGUCUGAUAAUUUUUGCUGUAAAAAAUAAGUUUAUCGUCGUUGUAUUGUUUUUAUUAUAGCAAAGAGAAUUUGAAAUAGAGGUGGAUUUUCAAAGAAAAUUUUGUAGCCACAGUAAAUUUACUGCCAUCUUUCGACACAUGAUAUAGUAUCUAAGCACAAGUUUGAACAAUGAUUUAGAUGAGGGGGGCAAAGUGCGCCAUACCGUUUAAGUGCGCCUAGCUUUGGUAUAUCGAAAACUGCUUAUAGAAUACUGGUAAUAUUACUAGUAGCUUUCAGUUUUAUUAGUAGUAAUAAUAAGUGUGCGAUUAAUCGCAGUUACGCAAAGUAAACAUGACGAUUUAAAAAGUAUAGUGUAUAUAGCGUGAGGUAUCGUUGGAUACGUCUUAAAACGAAUAUGGGUCUUCAAGAAUUGUUUCGAUGACCGUAAUACAUUCGGAAAUAAUUUAAUCUUCCUGAAUGAAAAAAAAAUUGUGCCUAUUUUAGCUUCUGAACCAUGGUCCAAAAAUAUGAAAAAAAUCGUGAAAUUAAAGCUUAGUAAAGACAUUCAAGGAAAAUAGCGAACCUGAUCGGUUCAGCCGUUUUUGGGUUUUUCCAAAAAGUCUAUUUUGACUUAUACCUACGGUAACGACGGAACCCUACACUGAGCAUGGCUCGAUAUGCUAUGGCCGUUUUUUUAUAAAUUAUCUUCGGUUUGUUCAAUCAUGGCAAGUGUUGCCUGUGCUUACGGUAUUGUGAAUGUACUCGUACAUGUAAAAUCAUUAGGAUAUAUGCUUUUGAGCAGGUGUGUAGCCAUUUUACUAGACACACAAAAGUAUCUAACUCUUUUCCAGUAGGGCUUAAGAUGGUCGGCUCUUUAUCAUUUGUCACCAUGCCUGUCACGUUUUAACAAGUAUGUAAGCGCAAAAGUGACGGGUAUAGUGACAGGUGAUCAAAAAAGGAACCAUGCUGCCACUGCAGGCAUAGCAUACUUUAUCAACCACAUACGCCCCAAUAGAAUUUCAACCCUAGCAAUCAGAAUAAAGGUUAAAAUUAAAUUACACUUUCGGGAAAUUGUGACUUGUCUUCAAAUUAGUCAUGAGAUUAAUUGGAAUAGGUAUAUCUGUUUUUUUUUUUAGGAAAACCUUGUAGUUUUGUGCAGCUUGGAAAAGGGUUAAAUAUAAAAUGGGAAACUUUAUUUCAAGAGACAACUUAUUCGUUAAGUUACCUUAGGAUAGGUAUAAUCCUUACAUGAUUGCUUAUCAGUGCAGUUGCUCUGCACUAAGCCGACAUUAUCCACUGACAACUCGCAGUAGAUGUUGUAGUGUAUGUGACUUUUAUAUUUAUGGUGAUACUUGUAUCUUAUGCCUUGGAUUGCUCUCUAAAUGUUUAAAAGUGUAAGUAUACUUACAUGUUAUACUUACAUGUUAUACUUAAUGUAUCGUACAUAUGUAUGCAUAUUAUAUCUCUAGAUCAAAAGUGUAUCAAUAAUAUAUGGUCCAUGGAUGGGAGUAGGACUACUAGUAUUGAGUGACUUGUACCGAUAUUUAAGGACACCAGGUUUGAAAAAUAUAUGUACCUAAGUUAUUAAUUUUAUAUACACGUCCAAUACCUAGAUUAACAAGUACCUUUACAGGUAUUAAAAUGGGAACUAUGCAUUCCAAAUGUAAGAAAUUGUAUUCUUGGAUGUUUCUAUAUAUUUAAUUGUAAUGUGUAUUCUAGUAAAGUCUGAAUAUUUAGGUAUGCGGAAUUUACAAACUAUAUACUUAGUGUUCUAUUAUUAUUUACUAGUAGCACUAUUUUGCAGCUGACCGACCUGUAAUGAGGCGUCGUAAUUACACUGCUUUCUUGAUAUUGGUAAUAUACUUACAAGUAUGUAACACAAAUAUUAAGUAUCUCCCUAUUUUGUUUAAUCGUUCCUCCUAAAUUGUAUAGUUAAGAAUUAAAUAUGUUGUUUUGUAAUUAUUUUCUUACUCAUUACAUUAUUAUCUUAAUCUGCCAUUGCAGAAAUUCUUACGACGUAGGUGAUUUUAGAAUUAAACCUACCUGAUUUUAGAAUUGGUAUUUCUAUUACCUGUUACGUUAGCAACUCGUUGUAGGUAAUAUAGCUGCCUACAUACUUGUUAUUUAUUUAUAGUAAUGAUUAUGAUAAACGCAAUAAUACAACUGGAAGGAAACAAUUUUUGAAUAAAUUAUUUUCACGCAAAUAU
Cydia pomonella (codling moth) is the source of this 4232-nucleotide messenger RNA. RefSeq names its product large neutral amino acids transporter small subunit 2 (gene JhI-21). Gene Ontology annotation, cellular component: membrane. Gene Ontology annotation, molecular function: L-amino acid transmembrane transporter activity. The record is from RefSeq and is a predicted model, not a curated record. The coding region runs from base 202 to 1635 and encodes 477 amino acids. NCBI's taxonomy places the organism in Eukaryota, Metazoa, Arthropoda, Insecta, Lepidoptera, Tortricidae. The transcript has 7 exons. Gene Ontology annotation, biological process: amino acid transmembrane transport.